This is a messenger RNA of Eremomyces bilateralis CBS 781.70, 2233 nucleotides long. RefSeq lists its product as uncharacterized. Bases 323 to 2083 code for a protein of 586 amino acids. The transcript has a single exon. The record is from RefSeq and is a predicted model, not a curated record. NCBI's taxonomy places the organism in Eukaryota, Fungi, Ascomycota, Dothideomycetes, Eremomycetales, Eremomycetaceae.
GCGGUCGCCAACUGCGAGCAGCUCUCAAAGAACUUCACGCUCAAUAAACCUUCUAGACAGCAGAAUUUGACCCGGAUUGCCUUAUAAGCUAGGCGACCUUCAACCAAGCACAAUUCUCUAUCACUCAAUUCGCUACGUGCCGACCCUACAUCACCAACGGUCUGCAACGCCUCAUCUCCACAGUUGAGCCCGCAACCUCGAGCCCCGGUGCAAUAUCAAAGACCUGAGGUAUCAAGGCCUCAACACGUGCGAACAUCGAGUCUUCCAUUCCCCUUCAGAACCAUCCUCAGCCAACUACCUCCUUUCGUGGUGGCUUACUAUCAUGGAUUGCCCAUUGUCCAAGGAUUUUGCGCCUUUACCGCUGACACUUGGUCAAGUGAUGGAAGGAAGACCGAUCGCAGCACAGAACAGUUACCUCCUGCAUCUACCAGAUGAGAUCCUAUCAGUGGUUAUGACAUACAUCAACACGGACAGGGAGGCUUUGGCCUCCCUUGCACUUGUCAAUUCGGAUUGUCGCCAGCUGGCACGCUCUUGCCAGUUCUGUAGUGUUGUCAUUGACUAUAGCCCUCGUUCAUCCUGCGUUCUCGGCAUCCUCAUUCGCGAAGCUACUGAGCGACUCAUAUCAAAGAAUCGCCUGACGCAUCAGCCGUCAUUGGGUGCGUGUGUCCGCCGCAUACAGACGGAUUCGGGCCACUAUUGGAAGGAGAUCCGUGCAAUGCAACCCAAGGCAUCCCGGGAUGAUGAGGCGAAUAAUGUACGCAAUGAUGGGCUCGGCGGUACUUUUAGUAUUGACCAAUGGGGGUUAGCUGUUGGGAAUAUGACAACCAGAAUGAGGCAUGUCUAUGAUCCUAGCUUGAUACUCGUUAUUUCUUCAUUACCGCAUUUUGGAGUCCUGGACUGGUCAAAUGGUACGACCGUCGACAACCACCUCCUCAAUAGCCUGGCUACUUCGACAGUCAAACACCUCAAACUACGUGGCAGCAUCGAGUCUGAAUACGUCACUGUCCAGAUUGAUGGCGAAGCUGAGUGGCCGCUGUUGAGUGCCGACAUUGAUAUCGUCUGGGACUUCAAUUUCCAUUAUGGACUCGAUUCAGCCGACUCAUCCUCUCUCUGGGAUAGCUUCUUUCGGACGUGCUCCUCCAGUCUUCAGAGCCUGAAGUUUAGCCAUAGAUCCUUUCUUCAGAGUCAAGACAAGCCAAUAUCCUUUACUGCCGAGUUCACUUGUCUCCGCUUUCUUUGGCUUGGGGACAGCACCGAGCUAAGUGAGCCGACAUUGCGAAGUCUCUUGCGAAGCCAUCGAUUGCAUACUUUAGCUGUAGACUUCAGCUACCCGGUUACACGAGAGUGCUUGGACCACGUCGGAUGUCUAAAGUCACUUCAGACCCUCAUCUGGACCGGCUUUGAUAUUCCAGAAACAGCAUCACUUCAGGCCUUGGAACAAAACACUCAAUUGACCGCAUUCGGCAUUUAUUACAGCUGCUCGGCCUCUCUCAUAGAACGCGUCAUCCCUGUCCUCGCAACAUUUCUCAAUCUCAAAACCCUUUCCUUGAUGUGGGAUGGAAACACGGUCCCAGUCUCUUCACUCGCUGCUCUCUCGUCUCUUGUCUCGCUAGAGCAGCUACAUAUCAGUUCCGGCCAGCAGGCUGGAUGGAGACACGACUGGUUGAUCGACCAUGAUGCUAUCCGGACCACCCUAUUUCCAUUGCGCAAACUAAAAAGACUCGCUAUCACCCGAGACUCGUACCGAGUUAAUAACGGGGCAACCGGCGAAGAUAUUGACGCGUAUUACUCUUUCCGUAUACUAGAUCAAGAUGAACUCAUGCAGCAAUUUCCAGACGAGAACCUGGGAGAUGAUUCCCCCUUGAAUCAUACACACGCUCUUUGGGAGACAUUGCAUCGCCGGAGUAUGGCUGGGCAUGCCGAGAAGUAUGCUGUCGUUUUUGAGGCGCUGGAAUGGAUCCAUGUUGGGCAGCUCUCGUUUGUCUUUCAAAACGGCGCAAACAGGAAAAAGGCGGCUGUCUCGCUUAGCCGUGAGAGAGUAGAGAACUUCGAGGCGUUAAAGAAUAUGUUUGGAAUUUUGUAGGGUUUCCUAAAAUAUUUGCAAAUUGCAACAUUAUUCUCUAGCUUCUGAACGUCUGAUAGGAUGUUUAGGGGAUGUUUUUAGGACACUGAACUGUUAGUUGCACUUGAAGAGGAGCAAAAUGAUGUUAAGGAUUAUCCCAGAUUAUAAAGU